UUCCCCUUUCUUUUCUAAACUCUGACAGCCCCAACUGCCAACAGUAUCUUUUCAACAAUUUUCGUACUUCUACGUAACUCCUUAUUGAGACAUAAAGCAGCUUCGCCAUGUCCGCCGAUCAGCAAAUCGCCGUCUAUCUGCGAGGCAAGGUCCUCGCUCAAGCUAUGACAUCGGAUUGCGAACAUGUCGAAGGAAACUGGUACUUCCCUGACCAUGCGCUUGUUGGGCGGGAACGUUUUUCGCAGAGCGACACUCACACUCACUGCCCGUGGAAAGGUGAAGCAAGCUAUUACAACUACCAAGGGGACGAGGGCCUCAUCAAAGACAUAGCCUGGUACUAUCCGCAGCCGAAAAAAGGUGCUGAGAAAGUUGAAGGCCGUGUGGCCUUCCACGUAGGGAAAGUAGACGGACUCAAGCUCGGGGAGCCUUCCAUCUGAAAGAUAUGUAUGGAAGUUGAUGUGUACAUCGUGUUGUGAGCAUGCUGAAAUGACGAAGUUGUGUAUAAUAUAAUAAAGGGCUGCAUCACUAUGAAGAAUCACGAUGUCAAGUUGGAACCCGUAUGAUAUAUCUUAUGGCUCAUUGUCACCCUAAGAUUCACCAUUUGGGAAAAUGCAAG
Cryptococcus deneoformans JEC21 is the source of this 616-nucleotide messenger RNA. RefSeq lists its product as hypothetical. The transcript is spliced from 4 exons. The record is from RefSeq and is a predicted model, not a curated record. Lineage: Eukaryota; Fungi; Basidiomycota; Tremellomycetes; Tremellales; Cryptococcaceae. Bases 108 to 437 code for a protein of 109 amino acids.